Molecule: messenger RNA, 231 nt
Organism: Triticum turgidum subsp. durum (durum wheat)
Lineage: Eukaryota; Viridiplantae; Streptophyta; Magnoliopsida; Poales; Poaceae
Source: the annotation of a GenBank genome assembly
AUGGCUGCCAAAAACUCCAAAGGCCGCGCAGGGAAAAGAAAACCCAAAAAGAAAAACAUAUGGGCGAUGUGCCUCGGCAAGUGUGAUGUCCUAGGAGAUCUAGCCACUGCUCUGAAACGAUGGCAGGGCUGCUGCACACACCCAUGCACGCAGAGGAGAGGAGUCGGGAAACCUCGGCUCGGUAGCGCUGACAGGAGCUAUGCGGUGAUCGACCGACGGUCUGAGCGUUAA